Molecule: messenger RNA, 2194 nt
Organism: Suillus paluster
Lineage: Eukaryota; Fungi; Basidiomycota; Agaricomycetes; Boletales; Suillaceae
Product: histone deacetylase clr3
Exons: 17
Coding region: 59-2068 (669 amino acids)
Biological process (GO): chromatin organization
Cellular component (GO): histone deacetylase complex
Molecular function (GO): histone deacetylase activity
Source: RefSeq, a predicted model, not a curated record
UUAUCUCCUUCAUUCUUCUUCAGAGCUCUAAUCGAGCGCGGCUGGCACAAAGCUCAUCAUGGACGGACAAGUUGCAGGAACUUCAAUGGACGUGGAUGGUGAAGAAUAUCACCAAAAUCAAGUACCAAUCUCGCGUUCAUUGAGUCCUGUACAACGCGCCUCCUCCGUGCCACACCGUCUGCCUCAUUUCACCGUCGGUUAUGUCUAUUCUGCAGACAUGAUGCUCCAUUCAUCAGCAACUGGGGAACACCCAGAACAGCCAGAGCGAAUAUCAAGAAUUCGUAUGGCAAUUCGCGACGCGAAUUUAUUGCAGAAGAUGAAACAAAUCCCGAUUCGUCCUGUAAAGCGAGACGAAGCCCUUCUUGUCCAUUCUCAAGAACACUGGCACAAGGUUCUUGCGAUACAAUCAAUGACACAGUCCGAAAUCUUUGAAUCAGAAGCUUAUUAUGAGUCCUUAUCUCUUUAUGUUACGAGUGGUACUACUCGAGCUGCCCGCUUGAGUUGUGGAGGCGUGAUUGAGGCUUGUCUCGCAGUGGCUCGUGGUGAGCUGAAGAAGACCUUUGCAAUAGUACGACCCCCAGGGCACCAUGCUGAGCCUGAGGAGCACAUGGGUUUCUGUUUUUUCAACAAUGUUGCUGUCGCCGCAAAGGUGACACAGUUUCUGACUCCAGUCAGAAAGAUUUUGAUACUCGACUGGGAUGUACAUCAUGGAAAUGGAACGCAGCGUGCUUUCAAUGAUGAUGACUCCGUUUUGUAUGUCUCAUUACAUCGCUACGAGCGAGGGCAAUUCUACCCUUGUGGAUCGUUCGGCAGCAUGGAAUCUUGUGGUGAAGGGCCUGGUCUCGGCUACUCUGUCAAUAUACCUUGGCCGCGAAAGGGCAUGACAGAUGCGGAUUACAUCCACGCCUUUCAACAAAUCGUGAUGCCAAUAGGAAUGGAAUUUGCUCCGGACCUGGUGAUUAUCUCUGCCGGCUUUGACGCUGCCGAAGGGGAUGAUCUUGGCGAAUGUUUUGUUACCCCAGCGGGAUACGCACACAUGACACACAUGUUAGCGGGACUCGCCGGUGGAAAUUUAGUCGUCGCCUUGGAAGGUGGCUAUAACCUUGAGUCUAUAUCUAAUUCCGCUCUCGCAGUUGCUCGCACACUUCUCGGCGAGGCUCCUCCUGAGCUUCCCCCGAUGGUUGCGUCGGAAGCAGGGACAGAAACGGUUUGGCAGGUCGCUAUGGAGCAGAGUAAAUACUGGAAGAGUGUGAACCCCAAGGCCUGUGAACCCCGAGAAGAGGUCGAAGAAAUCUCGUUCUCAAUCCCAGAAAUUCUCAAGGGCCACAGACAACACUUUCUUUACACGCAAUACCAAAUGCUCCAGGUUCCACUGAUGACCAAGAUGUUCGAAGAGCGUUUCGGCUCUCAAGUUAUGUGCACGAGUGACUUCUUAGAGAAUCCUACGAUUAUUGUAUUCGUCCAUGAAUUCGGGAAUCUGCGCAUAGAACUAGAUGGAAAACCCACGUGCGACGUGCAGAUGGAGAACUCGUACCUAAUCGACUUUUCGAAGGAACUCAUCUCAUGGGUCAGGAAGGAAAACUAUGCCCUGCUCGAUGUCAAUGUCUUCCCGAGACCAUUUGCCUCGCCCUUGCCGCGCAAUCACAAACCUGUAGAGUCGUGGUCACGAGACGUUCUUACAUACCUAUGGGAUAACUAUCUUCAGCUUUCGGGAGCGAAAAACAUCAUCUUCAUUGGUCAUGGCCCCGGUUGUCAUGCGCUGAUGGAACUUAUUGAGCACCGUCCAGUUAACAUGAUCCGUUAUGUCAAUGCGGUGAUACAGGUUGUGGGAAACAUGAAGAUUCCGUUGAUACCCAAGGACUCAGAGGGGCUCCGAACGUGGUACUCCAAGAACUCGAUCGUGAUCGUUCAUCCAGAGCAUCCAGCAUUUGCUCCCGAAGCGAAGAUUCUCAAGAGACAUGGCAGAGUCCUUCAGAUCGACGAGAGCAAACCCAUCAAGCUCAUCAUGAAAGCGCUCCCUGUGAUCAAGGAGAAUAUUAAACAGUCCCUCGUAGGAAAACCGCAGUAGAGGCACUAUUCCUAAGUAUCAAACUCGCGUCACGCUGGGCUCCGUGGCGCAUCCUCGCCGUGUAUUGCUAUCUUGAACGCUAUCCUCCUGCUAUCCUAUGCUUAUCUAGAUUAGGUCCACGAGGCC